AUGCCUUUGGUAGAGGUACUCGAGAAAAUGCCAGGGUAUGCUAAAUUCGUGAACGACCUUGUGAUGAAGAAAAUAGUGGUGAGCUACGAACCGGAGGAUAAUCUCCAACAUUAUAGUGUCAUUUCUACACGAUCCUUAGUGCAGAAGAAGGUCGACCUUGGAGCAUUCACUAUUCCAUGUACAAUCGGGUCUCUCAAUUUUGCUAAGGCCCUAUGUGAUCUGGGGGCGAGCAUAAAUUUGAUGUCGCUAGCCGUGUAUAAAACUUUAUGUUUGGGGGAUCCUACCCCGAAAAACAUGCGGUUGGUGAUGGCGGAUAGGUCUAUAAAGGGACCAGUAGGAAUAUUACAUGAUGUAUUGGUAAAGGUGGCUGACUUUAUACUUCCUGCUGAUAUUGUAGUCCUAGACUGUGAGACGAAUUUUAAAGUACCCAUCAUUUUAGGUAGACUAUUCCUUGCUACUGGGAGAGUAGUAGUGGACAUGGAGCUAAAGUUCAGGUUCAAUGACAAAGAAGAAAGAUUUGAAAUGUACUCAUCCAUGACACCGCAAAAGGAUAUGAGUGUUUUAUCAAUCGUGGAUGUGUUUUAUGAAGAUGGGAAAGAGGAAGCAAAGGAAAAAGAAAACCCUAAAAAUCCUUUUCCACCUCCACCAUUUGAGGUAGAGGAGAGUGAAGAAAGUGAUACUGAAGUAACAACACCACCUGACAGUACAGCUUCUGAGCAGACGGAUUUUGAGCAGUCUAAGUCUGAGCAUUCCGAGUCUGGGGAGCCUGAGUCAGAGCAUGCUGAAUCUAAGCAACUUGAAUCUGAGGGACCAUCAUUUGAGUCCCCUUCUGCUAAGCAAUAG
This is a messenger RNA of Capsicum annuum, 843 nucleotides long. RefSeq lists its product as uncharacterized. Bases 1 to 843 code for a protein of 280 amino acids. NCBI's taxonomy places the organism in Eukaryota, Viridiplantae, Streptophyta, Magnoliopsida, Solanales, Solanaceae. The transcript is spliced from 2 exons. The record is from RefSeq and is a predicted model, not a curated record.